UGGACUUCUUGGGGGAUCCUUGCCAGGAGGGGAGACAGCGGGGCUGCAGGCGGAGCGAUGCUCGGUCCUACGAUGCUGGGCGCGGUGGUAGCCUCGCUGGUGGCUUCAAUGCUCCUGUUGCAGCGUGGGGACGAGGGGUCCGGGGCUGCCCCCAGCAUGGCGGACAAGGAAACACUGCUGAAGCUUCGGGAAGACUUCAAGAUGCAGAAUAAAUCUGUCUUUAUUUUGGGUGCCAGCGGGGAAACCGGCAAAGUACUUUUAAAAGAAAUCCUGGGACAGAACCUGUUUUCCAAAGUAACGCUCAUUGGCAGGAGGAAGCUAACAUUCGAGGAGGAAGCUUAUAAAAAUGUGAAUCAAGAAGUGGUGGAUUUUGAAAAGCUGGAUGACUACGCUUCUGCCUUUCAAGGUCAUGAUGUUGGAUUCUGUUGCCUGGGCACCACCAGAAGGAAAGCCGGAGCGGAAGGAUUCGUUCGUGUUGACCGAGAUUAUGUGCUGAAGUCUGCAGAGCUGGCAAAAACAGGAGGAUGUAAACAUUUCAACUUGCUGUCCUCCAAGGGGGCUGAUAAGUCCAGCAGUGUCUUAUACUUACAAGUAAAGGGAGAAGUGGAAGCCAAGGUUGAAGAAUUAAAGUUUGAUCGAUUCUCAGUGUUUCGGCCAGGAGUCCUACUGUGUGACAGACAAGAGUCUCGUCCAGGCGAAUGGCUGGCUAGGAAAUUCUUCGGCUCUCUGCCAGACUCUUGGGCCAGUGGGUAUGCUGUGCCUGUGGUGACGGUGGUUAGAGCGAUGCUGAACAACCUGGUGAGUCCCAGCAGUGGACAAAUGGAACUUCUGGAAAAUAAGGCCAUCCUCCACCUGGGGAAAGACAGUGAUGUCCCCAAACUGUGACUGUGCUGGAGGAUAUUCAUGAAAACCUCAGUGUCUGUCACCACAUCAGUCAUUUUGGGCUCUAUAGAAAGUCUCUUUGUGGUCCUCUCCUCAGCCAUGCAGCUGCAUCAGGAAAUGGCAGAGCUCUGCAUCAGUUGUGAGCCCCUUUGUUCAUAUAAGUCAUCCAGGAAGCUUUUGAAGAACAGGUUUAUAUCACAAACCUAAACUUUGUAGGUUGCAAAUAGGGAUCUCUGGAGGUCCCGGUGCCUCUGGUUGUUAAGACCAGCUUUGAAGCACUCCUACAGAGACAGCUGAGCAGAGGGGCUCUCGUACUUCAGGCAGGCGAGUGAUGUUGAAGCUUGUUAGCAGUCUAGUCUCCUAGUGGCACGGUGCUGAUGGGCUGCAUGUAGCUGAGUGAACACUGUGCCUUGACUCUGUGUCAACAUAGAAGCUGUAAAACCAGCUUCUGUAAUUCACUGAGGAAUAAAAAUAAUGGAGAAACCCAGUGUGGUGUUUCAGUUGCUGGAAACUGGAGGUAUUAGUGGGACCGUACAGUGAAGGCCCCCAGGGAUGGCAUCAUAGCCACUAACACUGCAGGUAUCUGUAUAGUUUUAGGUUGUAUGUUCUUGGCCCUCCAGUAGUUCCCCAGCAUCCUAUAGAGCCAUACUGUUACCCUCAUAUCUUUAGUUUUUCAUUUAAACUUGUAUUAAAUUUCUAUUCUUAUCCUUAUGUUGCAGAUGGGGAGUCUGAGGCACGCUAUUGCUAAGUGUCUUGCUCAAGGCUUUACAGCUGAGAAGUUAAAGCUAGGAAGUGGCAGGGUCGGGAUAAACCACUCAGCCUGAUCCUAUUGCUUGUAUUUUGUAUGUGUGUGUGGUGUGUGUGUGUGUAUGUGUGUGUGUGUGUGUGUGUGUGUGUGUGAGUGUGUGUGUUCCCUCAGAGGCCAGAAGAAGGCAUUGGAUCCCCUGAACCUGAGUUACAGAUCCACUUAUGUGAGUGCUAGGAACACAUUGUUCAGGUCUUCUGGAAGAGCAGCAAAUGUUCUUAACCACUGAGCCAUCUACCCAGCUCCCUGCAGCUGGCUUCUUUAACCACUCUGUUAAAGUACCCUGUGUCCAUCUAUUUCUAGAGGUUUCCAGUUAACUUAGUAUAUUGUGUAUGCAUAAAACGUAAGUUCUUGUGUUUCUCUCUUGGUCCAGGAUCCUUACAAUUGCAAACAGUGGUUAAUCUAAAAUUCUCGGACAUUAAACUUUGAAAGACUCA
Molecule: messenger RNA, 2124 nt
Organism: Grammomys surdaster
Lineage: Eukaryota; Metazoa; Chordata; Mammalia; Rodentia; Muridae
Gene: Htatip2
Product: HIV-1 Tat interactive protein 2
Exons: 6
Coding region: 58-885 (275 amino acids)
Biological process (GO): import into nucleus
Cellular component (GO): cytoplasm
Source: RefSeq, a predicted model, not a curated record